AUGGUGAUUACUGCUAGUAUACAGCCAAACAAUGAGCAAGGCGGACCACAAUUUGUUGGAUUCGUUCUCGAACCUUCCAUGCUCGAGCCUGAUCGCCCUGAUCCAUUGAGCCCUCCUCGGUACGAAGAUGCUCUGAAAGCAGUAAGCGCUCCACCACGAUACGAAGAGCAAUCUACAGGAUCCAGUACUCCGGUAAGAAGCAUAGAGUUACCGCCUAGUGGAAGAACAACAGCAAGAAUUGAAUCAUCAGUCGAUGAGAUGUCUUCUAUGGAUGGUGAAGUAGAAGAUGUGACAUCACCAAGGCCGUCGCGGAGUACUCGUUAG
This is a messenger RNA of Cylicocyclus nassatus, 324 nucleotides long. The record is from the annotation of a GenBank genome assembly. NCBI's taxonomy places the organism in Eukaryota, Metazoa, Nematoda, Chromadorea, Rhabditida, Strongylidae.